Sinocyclocheilus anshuiensis is the source of this 3392-nucleotide messenger RNA. RefSeq names its product fibroblast growth factor receptor 1-A-like. NCBI's taxonomy places the organism in Eukaryota, Metazoa, Chordata, Actinopteri, Cypriniformes, Cyprinidae. The record is from RefSeq and is a predicted model, not a curated record. Gene Ontology annotation, biological process: positive regulation of cell differentiation; multicellular organism development; positive regulation of cell population proliferation. The transcript is spliced from 19 exons. Gene Ontology annotation, molecular function: fibroblast growth factor binding; ATP binding; fibroblast growth factor receptor activity. Gene Ontology annotation, cellular component: plasma membrane; signaling receptor complex. The coding region runs from base 145 to 2592 and encodes 815 amino acids.
UUUACGAACUUCUGAAUCUGAUCAGGGAUUGACACAUUUUCAAUAUUCAGAGAGGAUUUGUUCCAGAAAGGAAAAGUGCUGGUGUCCUAGCUGUUUUUAUGGAGAGCUGGGCUGGAUGCAGAGUUCAGAUGUAGAAAAUCCUUGAUGAUGAUGAUGAUGAAGACCAUGUUGCUGCUAAUCUCAGUACUCCUAAUUCAGGCUCUUCAGUCCCAGGGCAGACCGGCAACCCAAGAUGAGAUGUUAGCCCUGGUCGAGCUGACGCCGUACACUUUGUAUCCGGGGGACAAACUGGAGCUGAGCUGUAAAGGUAUCGAGGAGAUACAGGAAGUGACCUGGACUAAGGACCACGUUCCCCUGGUUGACGGAGAGCACACCCGCCUGCGCAACCAUCAGAUGGAGAUUGAAAGAGUAGAGCCGGCCGACUCUGGUCUGUAUGCUUGCUUUGCUCAGGGACCCAACAGCAACCAUACAGAUUUCUUCAAUGUCAACGUUACAGAUGGAUUGGCUUCCUCAGAAGACGAUGAAGAAGAUGAGUCUUCCUCAGAGGAGGCCAAGCUAUCAAGUGACCAGAAACUGCUUCCAAUGGCACCUGUCUGGGCUCAGCCUGAUCAGAUGGAGAAGAAGCUCCACGCUGUUCCCGCCAGCAAAACCGUCAAAUUCCGUUGCCGGGCCAAUGGUAACCCUACACCAACACUCAAAUGGCUCAAGAACGGCAAAGAGUUUAAGAAAGACCAGCGAAUAGGAGGCUAUAAGGUUCGAGAGCGCAUGUGGACCAUCAUAAUGGAGUCGGUGGUACCGUCAGACAAAGGCAACUACACCUGUCUGGUGGAAAACAAAUACGGCAGCAUCAAUCACACCUACCAGCUGGACGUAGUCGAGCGUUCACCGCACAGGCCGAUUCUUCAGGCGGGGUUGCCUGCUAACCGUACAGUAGUGGUGGGGAGUGACGUGGAGUUUGAAUGUAAAGUCUUCAGCGAUCCUCAGCCACACAUCCAGUGGCUGAAGCACAUCGUGGUCAACGGAAGUAGAUUUGGCCCUGAUGGACUGCCAUAUGUUCGGAUCUUAAAGACGGCAGGCAUCAACACCACGGAUAAGGAGAUGGAGGUACUGCAGAUCAGGAAUGUGUCUUUAGAGGACGCUGGAGAGUACACCUGCUUGGCUGGAAACUCUAUCGGCCACUCCCAUCACUCUGCAUGGUUGACUGUCUAUAAAGCCGUUCCCCCAACUCAACUGCCAAACCAGACCUAUUUGGAGGUGCUGAUCUACUGCGUGGGCUUCUUCCUCAUCUGUGUGAUGGUGGUGACCGCCGUGCUGGCCAAAAUGCACAGCUCAGCCAAGAAAAGCGACUUCAACAGCCAGCUGGCUGUCCACAAGCUGGCCAAGAGCAUCCCGCUGCGCAGACAGGUGUCUGUGGACUCCAGCUCAUCUAUGCACUCGGGUAGGAUGCUGGUCCGGCCCUCGCGUCUGUCCUCCAGUGGCUCCCCUAUGCUGUCAGGGGUCUCCGAAUAUGAACUGCCCCAGGACCCACGCUGGGAGGUGGCCAGAGACAGGCUGGUUCUCGGGAAGCCGCUUGGCGAGGGCUGCUUUGGGCAGGUGAUGAUGGCCGAGGCUAUCGGGAUGGAUAAAGACAAACCCAGUCGUAUCACCAAAGUGGCUGUCAAGAUGCUCAAAUCUUUCGCCUCUCUCAAGGACCUGUCAGACCUCAUCUCCGAGAUGGAAAUGAUGAAGAUUAUUGGCAAACACAAGAACAUCAUCAACUUACUGGGGGCCUGCACACAAGAUGGUCCUCUCUACGUCAUUGUGGAGUUUGCUUCAAAGGGCAAUCUGAGGGAGUAUCUGCGUGUGCGUCGUCCGCUUGGGAUGGAGUACUGCUACAACCCUGACCAGGUGCCUGUGGAGAACAUGUCAAUCAAAGACCUGGUGUCCUGCGCUUACCAGGUGGCACGUGGCAUGGAAUACCUCGCAUCCAAGAAGUGUAUUCAUAGAGACUUGGCUGCCCGUAAUGUCCUGGUAACUGAAGAUAACGUUAUGAAGAUAGCAGACUUCGGCCUGGCCAGAGACAUCCAUCAUAUUGAUUACUACAAGAAGACCACCAAUGGUCGUUUACCAGUGAAAUGGAUGGCGCCUGAAGCUCUGUUCGACCGCAUUUACACCCAUCAGUGUGACGUGUGGUCUUUUGGGGUGUUGCUGUGGGAGAUCUUUACUCUUGGCGGCUCACCGUAUCCAGGUGUCCCUGUCGAGGAGCUCUUUAAACUGCUAAAGGAGGGCCACCGCAUGGACCGCCCCUCCACGUGUACCCACGAACUGUAUAUGAUGAUGAGAGAUUGCUGGCAUGCCGUCCCAUCUCAGAGACCCACGUUCAAACAUCUGGUGGAGGAUCUAGACCGCACCCUCUCUAUGACGUCCAAUCAGGAGUAUCUGGACCUGUCUGUGUCUCUGGACCAGUUUUCUCCAAAUUUCCCCGACACACGCAGUUCUACGUGCUCUUCCGGUGAAGACUCUGUGUUCUCCCAUGACCCCGGUGCUGAUGAGCCCUGCCUGCCCAAAUUCCCCCCUCAUCCCAACCGCGGAGUGGCAUUUAAAAAGCGCUGAGUUCACUCACAUUCAGUUCCUCUCCAGUGUGCUACCCGGCUAGACCCAUGAACUCUAGGAGACAAUGCUUUGCCACAUAGCACACUACAGAGCGGCCAAGAGCUGAAGAGCUCGGCAUGGACUUCACAUAAUGAGACGCUAGAUUCACACAGCUGGAAGAGGACAAACUGGGCCUUCACUGACCCCAUUACCUGUUGUUGCUAUAAAGCUACAGGGCACUUGAGCAGAAAUGGUACACGUGUGUUUCUCAAGACUCGUCAAUAUGAAAUAUCCUCCUGCCAUCUGUAGUAGAGCAAGCCUUGAAGACAUUACCGUCAUCGAAUGAGGAACAGCUUGAUGGAUGCUGGGAGUGUUUAUAUAAUAACAAAGACCUUUCUUUUGACCAAAUUCGUAAGAAAAUGUAUUCCACUAAAUGCUCUGCCCGAAUGUAUUUUAACAACGGGCACACAGUUUAUCUGACUGACAGCCUUUCUUGUAAAUACAUCUAGAAAUGUAUAAAUAUGAAUAUAUAUUUACACUCUACCCUUAUUUUGAUUAUACUAUUUGAAUUGUGUUGCUUUUUGUACCAGGAUGCGUUUAUGUAGAACUUUUUGAAGUGUAGCUUUUUUUUUUAAAGGGACAGUGAAAAACGUCCAUGAGAAUUGUAGAUUAAAUUAUAUUAUUAAGAGCUGAUAGAUGGCCAGUUUUGUCACUAAAUGUUGUUGUCCUCUAUCGUUGAUGCAGCUUGGCAGAAGUGGCUCAGAACUGCUGCUAUCUUCCUGAUGGUACUCAGUACAGCGUCAGACUUCAGCUAUAAUAUA